CAUUGGAAACCGAACAUUAAAAACAAAAACUUAAAAUGGAAAUAAACUUUAUGUCUAUUUUGUGAAUAGUUGGUCUCAAGGAUAGAGAGCAUGUCCAGUAAUAAACAUCACCCUAUCCUAUCGCCGUCCUGGACAUCAUCUCUAUCCUUGAACCCAAUUAACAGGGAGUGGCAGGAUCUGUAUGACUAGGUAGACCACGUGGAAAUCAUGGAGUCAGCUCGACAUAACAGAACAACUGCAGCAGUGCAUCAAACACAUGCGAAAUGCAAGCGAAGGCACUCAUCUUUGUCUUCGGACUCUAGCAGUUUGGAACGUGUAAAGUGCUCACGAAAACGCAAAUCUCAUGGCUCUAGCAGGGACAGGAGUGAGAAAGUGACACACGACCGGCGUAGCAGAUGCACAGCAGAGAUAAGUUCUGAUAUCAUCAUCAGCAGCAGCCGUCGCAGCAACAGCAGCAGCAGCCAUCGCAGCAGCAGUAGCAGCAGCAGCAGCAGCAGUAGCAAUAAAUCUGAUUCUAGUAAUGAUAAGCAGAAGAGGCGCAAGCGAAAACGCAAGUACUCAAGCUCUGCUGGAUCAUCAAACUUGGACGAAAGACGGGCAUCAGAGCCAAAAAAGAAGAAAAAGCACAAGAGUAAACAGAAAAAGAAGAAGCACAGCCACAAUACAUCGGCAAGUUAUCAUAGUUCCGAUAACAAAAAAGCGGCGAAAGAAAGUCGGAAAAAACGUAAGAAAAGAGAGAAAUUAAAACGGAAAGAGAAAAAGAAAGAAAAGAAGAAGUCACUCAAGCAGGUGGGCAAGGAGCAGACACACCCGCAUCCUCUGCCGAAUAUCCCGCUUGUUAAAUCUAAUGUGCCACAGGUGGCGCCACCUACUGCUCCAGAGAUUGAGGAAGCAGAACGAGCACGAAAAGUUCGUGCACCAAUGACAAAGGAAGAGUAUGAUAAGCAGCAGAGUAUUGUGAGGCGCAUGUAUGAUCCUGAGACAGGAAGGAGUCGGCUGGUGCGUGGCGAGGGUGAGAUCAUAGAGGAAAUAGUCAGCAGAGAGCGACACAAGGAGAUAAACAGGCAGGCAACACGUGGGGAUGGGAUGUCAUUUCAGAUGGGACUCGGACUCCACAAAUAUUGCUGAUGUUUAUGAUAGCUUUUAUUGCGUGAUGGUUUUGAAUAAUUCGACAAAUUAGUUAAUAUGCGAGAAAUGUUCAUUUGAUAUUACUUGGUUUAACUAUGUGAUUGUUUACUAGAAAUUGUGUUUGACAUUGCAUAAAUGCAUUUAGUUGUGAUAUAUAUAUUGCAUUGCAGCUUUAGUUAAGCAUUUUUUUAAUUAUCAAUUACGUAAACAAUCUUAAUUGUUUGAAUAGUUUUAAGUAAUGUAUCACGGUAUUUUCCUACAAAAUAUACCACGACUCGGAUGGUAAAUGUAAUGUUUACAUCUUUCAUAAUUGACUUGACAAAUGUCAGAGUUCUUAGUACAAACCAUGUUUAUUGUACGCAAUAAAUAUAAUACUUUGAUAACACA
Priapulus caudatus is the source of this 1515-nucleotide messenger RNA. Its product is annotated as ADP-ribosylation factor-like protein 6-interacting protein 4. NCBI's taxonomy places the organism in Eukaryota, Metazoa, Priapulida, Priapulimorpha, Priapulimorphida, Priapulidae. The transcript is spliced from 2 exons. The record is from RefSeq and is a predicted model, not a curated record. Bases 208 to 1128 code for a protein of 306 amino acids.